GUCCUCUAUAGCUCUCCUCCUUCCUCCUCCAUUCAGGAGAGAGUUUCCAUCUUUCUUAAUUUCCCCUCUCAGAUCAAACUCUCCUUUCUUUCACAUUGAUCUCCAGAUCUGGUGGGCCUUUGAUCUGAAAACAUUUCCAGGAGAAUUAUUAUUUGGAAACCCAUUGAGAAGACGGCUGAAUUUUGUUCAUAAUUUUGAGAUCAAUGAUGAAAUCGAGCCAGAAGGAUUCGGAGAGCCGAGCCUUGCCCAAGUUCAUGGUCGGCCUCAUCGUCUUCGUCAGCGCCACCUACGUCAUCUACACUCUCAAGCUCGUCACAUCGCCGGCCGGCCGCUGUGACGACGACCCCCUCUUCACCGCCACCACCGUCUCCGCGAACCGCCUCUCCAACGCCACCGAAUUGCCGCCGGCGAUCGAGGCCAACGACUCGGAGUGGAGCGUCCCGGGAUACGAGCGGACGGAGCUCCGUCACGUGGCCUUCGGCAUUGCCGGGUCGGCCCGGCUCUGGGAGAACCGGAAGAACUACAUCAAGCUGUGGUGGAAGCCGGCGGAGAUGCGCGGCGUGGUGUGGCUCGACAGCCCGCUGAACGAGAGCGAAGCUGGGGACGACCUCCCGCAUGUCAAAAUCUCCGGCAACACCGACCAGUUCUCGUACUCCAACCAGCAGGGCUUGAAGCUGGCCAUCCGGAUCUCCCGGAUCGUCUCGGAGACCUUCCGGCUGGGCCUGAGGAACGUCCGGUGGUUCGUGAUGGGCGACGACGACACCUUCUUCGUCACCCAGAAUCUGCUGACGGUGCUGAACAAGUACGAUCACAACGGGUACUAUUACAUCGGCGGCAACUCGGAGAGCCAUCUGCAGAACAUAUACUUCUCGUCGAGCAUGGCGUUCGGCGGCGGCGGCUUCGCCAUUAGCUACCCGCUGGCGAAGGCCAUCGAGAAGUUUCAGGACCGGUGCAUUCAGAGGUACCCCGGCUUGUUCGCGUCCGACGACCGGAUGCAGGCUUGCAUGGCAGAGCUGGGCGUGCCGCUGACCCGAGAACCCGGAUUCCACCAGUUCGACGUGUUCGGGAACCUGUUCGGGAUACUGGCAGCCCACCCGGUGGCGCCGCUGGUGUCGAUGCACCACCUCGACGUGGUGGAGCCUAUCUUCCCGAACUCGACAAGGGUGGCGGCGCUGCAGCGGCUGCAGAUCCCGAUGGGGCUCGACCCGUCGGCCAUCGUCCAGCAAUCCAUUUGCUACGACAAGGAGAAGAAGUGGACAGUAUCGGUGUCGUGGGGCUUCGCCGUCCAAAUUAUUCGCGGCGUCCUGUCGCCGCGGGAGGUGGAGAUGCCGGCGAGGACAUUCCUGAACUGGUACAAGAAAGCCGACUUCAUGGCCUAUUCAUUCAACACCCGACCAGUGGCUAGAAACCCUUGCCAGAACCCCUUCAUCUUCUACAUGUCCAAGGCCCGGUUGGAUUCCUUAACCAAUCGAACACUCACAGAGUACUCCAAGCAUCGUGUUCCGCAUCUUGUCUGCAAGUGGGAGAUGCCCGAUCCUGCUGACAUCGACACUGUUGUUGUUUACAAGACACCCGAUCCUCGUCUCUGGGACAGGGCUCCAAGGAGAAACUGCUGCAGGAUGAUGGAAUCAGUGAGAAGAGGCUUGUUGGUGUUAGAUGUGGGCUUGUGCAUGGAAGGAGAGGUCUGUGAAAUAUAGACACAAAUUAAGGACCAAAUGAUAAGGAUAUUCUUCUUCUUGUUUCAAAGCUUUUAUGUUUUUGAUAUUUCCCUUAACUCAAUUUCGUAUUAUUUUGUAAUAGCACGGCUUCAAAAACCCUUUCAUAGUUUUUAUUUUUUAGUAAAAUAAUAGAGAUUUUUUUUUUCAUUUAUUAUAGCUCUUUAAAGACGUAUGUGCAGAGUGAA
Molecule: messenger RNA, 1903 nt
Organism: Diospyros lotus (date-plum)
Lineage: Eukaryota; Viridiplantae; Streptophyta; Magnoliopsida; Ericales; Ebenaceae
Exons: 3
Coding region: 204-1697 (497 amino acids)
Molecular function (GO): acetylglucosaminyltransferase activity
Source: RefSeq, a predicted model, not a curated record